Molecule: messenger RNA, 5969 nt
Organism: Triplophysa rosa
Lineage: Eukaryota; Metazoa; Chordata; Actinopteri; Cypriniformes; Nemacheilidae
Product: zinc finger MYM-type protein 1-like
Exons: 3
Coding region: 1271-2986 (571 amino acids)
Molecular function (GO): protein dimerization activity
Source: RefSeq, a predicted model, not a curated record
UCUCAAAAAAUUAGAAUAUCGUGAAAAAGGUCAAUAUUUUUUGUCACUCAUUUCAGAAAGUGAAACCCAUAUAUUAUAUAGAUUCAUUACACAUAGAGUGAAAUAUUUCAAGCCUUUAUUUCUUGACAUUUUGAUGAUUAUGGCUUACAGAUAAUGAAAACCCAAAAUUCAGUGUCUCAGAAAAAUAGAAUAUUACACAAGAUCAAUAAAAAAAGGAUAUUUUAAACAGAAAUGCCAGGCUUCUGAAUGUUCAUUUCUAUGCACUCAAUACUUGGUUGGGCCUCCUUUUGCAUGAAUUACUGCAUCAAUGUGGCGUGGCAUGGAGGCGAUAAGCCUGUGGCACUGCUCAGGUGUAAUGGAAGCCCAAGUUGCUUUGAUAGCGGCCUUCAGGUCAUCUGCAUUGUUGGGUCUGGUGUCUCUCAUCUUCCUCUUGACAAUACCCCAUAGAUUGGGUUCAGGUCAGGCGAGUUUGCUGGCCAAUCAAGCACAGUACCACCAUGGUCAUUGAACCAGCUUUUGGUACCUUCACAGUGUGGGCAGGUGCCAAGUCCUGCCGGAAAAUGAAAUCAGCAUCUCCAUAAAGCUUGUCAGCAGAAGGAAGCAUGAAGUGCUCUAAAAUGUCCUGGUAGAUGGCUGCAUUGACUGUGGACUUCAGAAAACACAGCAGACCAACACCAGCAGAUGACAUGGCAGCCCAAAUCAUGUGUCAAAACUGUGGAAACUUCACACUGGACUUCAAGCAACAUGGAUUCUGUGCCUCUCCACUCUUCCUCCAGACUCUGGGACCUUGAUUUCCAAAUGAAAUGCAAAAUGUACUUUUGUUGUAAGCGAAUCAAUACUGUUUUUAUAUUUUUGGCCUCAUGUGAUUGGACCGUUCUUAAUGCCUCUCAUUACCGCUCAGCAGAUUGUCAUUUGACUGACAGGUACUGAUUAACGUGGAAGCAAGCGAAAUUAUCUCGAGAUGAAAGAAAAUUCGGUUUUAUCUUUACAAGAAUACCCGUUACAAAGGCGUUUGUAUGAAGAAAAAAAACGGAUCAAGGAGCUUGGACCAGAUUGACCCAACUUGCAAAUUCAGCAGCAGUCAAGUGAUCUUACACUCGGUGCUUUUCCGGCACUUCUUAUGGAAAACGGAGUUGGCUAGCUGGAUGCGAUGUAAGUCAUGCCUUUUAUUGUUUUCCCUGUUUGCUGUUUCAAAGUCUUGGCACCGAAACGUUGUGGACAACAACAGGGGUUUGCGAUUUAAAAAAUCUCUCUGAUAAGUGCAAGCAACAUGAAAGUAGCCGCAGCCAACAAUGAAGAGGUCACAAAAAAUCGACACAUCCUGUCUAGAAUAAUAGACUGUGUAAAAUGUUGUGGCGCAUUUGAGCUGGCUUUGCGUGGCCACAAUGAGAGCGAGAGCUCAGAUAACCCCGGGAUAUUCCGUGGCUUGGUCGACUUUGUUGCUUCUCUUGAUGGAGUUUUGAAAGAGCACCUCGAGAAUGCCUCUGUGUUUAAGGGAACUUCGAAAACCGUGCAGAACGAGCUGUUGGACUGUAUGUUGUCUGUUAUGAGGGAACACAUAAUCCAAGAAGCACAAAACAGCGAUUUUCUAUCAAUCCAGGCCGACGAGACCACUGAUAUUGCCACAUUGUGCCAACUUGUGCUUGUGCUGCGCUACAUUGAUGGCAAAAGCAACGUACAGGAGAGGUUUCUUGCUUUUAUUCAUCUGCAUUCAACUACAGCUGAUUCCAUCGCUACAGCACUAAAAGAGCAUCUUACUGUCAUCCUUCCAGAGGAUCAGAAGCGUAAACUCAUCUCCCAAGCGUAUGAUGGAGCCAGCGUGAUGAGAGGUGCCACUGCAGGUGUUCAAAGGAAGAUUCAAGAUGUGUACCCAAAUGCCCAUUACAUCCACUGCUAUGCGCAUCAGCUCAAUCUAAUAAUGCAAAAGGCCACUUCUCACAUACCCAAAGUUAGAAUUUUUUUUCUAACUUUGGAGGAUUUGCCAGCUUUUUUUUCAAGAUCACCCAAGCGCACAGAUGUUCUUGAUAAAGUAGUUGCCCAUAGACUACCAACAUCAAGCAGUGUUAGAUGGAACUUCCACAGCCGUGCCAUCAAUACAGUGUUUGAGCACAGAGAGGGCCUCAUUCGCUGUUUUGAAACUAUUGGAGACUCAGGUGACUUUGACCCUGUUACCACCAGAGAGGCAGGAGGCUUUGCCAUGCUGCUGGAGGAUCACGAUUUUAAUUUUUUUCUGCAACUUUUCCACAACAUCAUGCCACACGUGGACAUCCUCUAUGCCAAACUCCAGAAGAAGGACAUAGAUUCAGUCCACAUUAAGGGGAGCAUCCAGCAGUUCCAGCAGGACAUACAGAAGACCAGAAAUUCUGGGCAAAUUAACCAAAGCAGUGAAGGAGCUUCUCAACCAAAGAGGCGGCGGUUGCUUAGUCCAGACGUCCAUGAACGGAUUGCAACAGAGGUCUGUGACACCAUACUCCAACACACCAUGGAACGGUUCUGCUUCACAAGCUACCUCGUUAGUGCCACCUUGCUGCAAGCAGACAGGUUUGAACAGUACACAGUGGCGUUUCCUGAAGAUGCACUGAGUAGGACUUUGAAGGCAGCUAAGCUAAAGACAGAGCUUAGUCUCAUCUACUACAAGGAAGAGUUCAGAACCUGUUGUGGUGCUGUGGACCUACUGCAGCUGUUUAAGGAGAACAAUCUUGAAGAAGUCUUUUCAGAGACUGUCACUCUUCUAAAGAUCCUCAUCACCACACCCAUGACCACAGCAGAGGCUGAGAGGUGUUUCUCAACUUUGAAAAGAGUUAAGACUUUUCUGAGAAAUAGCAUGACCCAGGAGAGGCUAAAUGCAUUGGCCAUGCUGUCAAUGGAGAAGAGAAUGGUGACUGAGAUCAUUGACUUUAACCAGAAGGUCAUUGAGAAAUUUGCAAGUCAGAAAGAAAGGAGAGCAAAAUGUUUUUUUCAAAUAGUGUUAAUGGCCAAUGAUUAGGUAACUAUAGUGUUUUGUGUUUUUAUUUUGAAUGAUUACCUUGAUUACUUCAUUACUGAUAAUAAACCCACAUUCAAUUCAAAUUCACUGAUUCAUAGUACAUUUAUUUGCAUGUAUUAACAUUGACUGUAAUAAUGAUACAUCACCUGAUUAAUGGCUAUUUAUAGUCCUGCAUUACUGACAGUUGGAUUUUCAGUUUGUUUGCGCCCCCCCAAAUAUUUUUAGCACCAGCCUCCACUGCCAGGGCCUCUUUUUCAAUAGUAGAAUAAGCUUGUUGUGGUAUGCUAAGUUUCUUAGAAGUAAGCCACAGGCCUAUCAAAACCUUGAUAGUCAGCUUGUAACAAAACUGCCCCGAUGCCUACUUCACAUGCAUCCACAGCCAGUUUAAAAGGAAGUGCGAAAUCUGGUGCUCUCAACACAGGUUCGCAGGAAAGAAUGGCCUUCACCUGCUCAAACACUGACUGACAUGACUCCGACCAUUUACACUUAACCCCCUUCCGGAGCGAAUUGGUCAAAGGUUCAGUCACCGAGGCAAAAUUGGGAACAAAUCGCCGAUAAAACCCACACAUUCCCAACACUCGCAUGAGCUCCCUCCGAGUCUUUGGAAUGGGUAAGUUCAAAAUGGCCUGAAUCUGUCAUGGUCUUGGUCUGGUCGGGAUGUUAUCUGCACGUGGGUUGUUGUGUUGUUGUUGUCGGGCACGUGGAGAGUCGUUUGCUGUUCGCGUGUUCGGUGUCUGCGUUUUUCACCCCGCCCUCGUGUCUCCUUAGGCUUCCCCACACUGGUGAUUUUCCAUCCCGCACCUACACGCCUGUUGACACAUUACUCAUUAAGCACUCAUUCCCGUAAUUACCCCACACCUGCCAAUCCUUUCUAUCUCGUUAUGUUCUCCCUUUUAUUCCCUCAGUGUCUCUCGUCUGUUGUCUGACCAUUGCUCGUGUAAGCCUGUGCAGACUGACCCAGACGCUGCUGCAGCACGUCUGACAAAGUUUAGUUUCUCUUGUCUUGUUCUAGUCCUUGUCACAGUAAACCUAGUCUAGUUCAUCUCACCUGUCUCCUCGACCCUUCUUCUGUCGUUGGCAGUUCCCGUGGGCGUUUCACCCGUUACUCGCCGUCUGCAGUCAGCCUUCCUCUGGAGGACCGAAGCAGUUCAUCCUCGCCGGAAUUAUCUUCCGGACUUCCUGCACGAUACUCGGGCGGAGUGAGGUAUCCUAGCGCCUAAAGACUUGUCCUCUCCGCUGGGGUCCUAUCCUCCGCUCUCGCUGCCGUGCUCAACCACCCAAGGAUCUCCACUUCUCACCGCCGCGGGCGGUAACGCUCACGGUUGGGUUUCUAUUGUGUUUUGGCUGACUGUGUGCAAUAAAGUUCUGUUCCACCGCAUUUGGGCCGUUCCUGUGUUUCUGUCAUGACAGAAUCUUAGCCUGUCUAGGAAACACUUGACCCUGUCCCACCUAAUGUCCUAGAUAAGUCACUUGUCCCUUACCUAUCUCACACUUCAUUAGGUUAACCACUAACUUGGCCUGUUGCAAUCUGCAAAAAAAAUCUUCCAGAUGCUUUAGAUGGUCACUCCAUGAGCCACUGUAUACCACCACAUCAUCAAUGUACACAACAACAUUCGUCAAUCCAACAAUGAGAGUGUUCAUAGCUCUCUGAAAAGUUGCUGGGGCAUUUUUCAUCCCAAAUGGAAGAACUUUACACUCAUAAAGACCUCCUGGGGUCACAAAAGUGGAAACCUCCUGAGCUCUAGGAGAAAGGGGGACCUGCCAAUACCCCUUUAACAGAUCUAGUUUAGUUACAUACUCUGCCCUCCCCAUACGGUCAAUGCAGUCCUCCAUCCGAGGGAUAGGAAACGGUCUUUGUGACCUGAUUCACCUUCCUAUAGUCAAUACACAACCGUGAAGUGCCAUCUGAUUUUGGUACUAGCACCACCGGUGAACUCCAUUCACUUUGGCUAUGUUCUACCACUCCUAUUCGUAUCAUAUACUCCAGCUCCUCCUCAACCCUUUUCAGCCUCACAGGACCCAAUCUAUAGUGAUGUUGCUUAAUGGGAAGGGCGUUGCCAAUAUCCACAUCAUGUACAGCUAUACUAGUACGCCCAGGGACAUUCUGGAAUAAUUCGGGAUAUUCUGCUAUCAAAGCCACAAUGUCCACUUGCUGGGUAGCCGAUAAGUGCGUAAGGUGCCGAGCAAGAUUUUGCAUGGCCUCCAACAGUCUCAAGGCCACCAUCCACCACAUCAGAAACCCUUUCCGCUGUAAUACAAGCUACAGGAGUACUCACUUCUGAUCUCCCUACAUAUAAUUUCAAAAGGUUUAUAUGGCACAGACGGGACUUGAUCCUUCGAUCUGGAGUACUGACCACGUAAUUGCGAUCUCCCACUUUCCUCUCAAUCACAUGUGGACCACAGAAACGGGUGCUCAGACUAUCUCCCCGCAUAGGUAGAAGCACCAACACUUUGUCUCCUGGCUUAAAAGAUCGUUCCACUGCCUUCUUAUCAUACUGCAGUUUCAUCCGAACUUGAGCUUUCUUCAAAUUCUCCUGAGCCACUCGACAAGCUGUGACUAAGCGGUCUCUGAAGGUUGCCACUUACUGAAGUACAGAUUCCCCAUUGGACCUGUUCACGAGUCUCUCCUUUAUAAUUCUCAAAGGUCCACGGACCUCAUGUCUGAUCACUAGCUCAAAAGGAGUAAACCCUGUUGCCUCACUCACACUGUCCCGUAUUGCAAACAGAAGAAAAGGAAGGGCUUCAUCCCAAUCCCCGGGAUACUGUACUGAGUAGGUCUUAAUAGCAGUCUUGAGGGUCUGAUGAUAUCGCUCAAUCACCCCCUGCGACUGAGGAUGAUAGGCUGAAGAAACACUCUGUUCGAUCCCAAGUUCGCUCAUAACCUCCUGAAAUACUCCAGACACAAAGUUCGAGCCGCGGUCCGACUGUAAUUGCCGCGGUAACCCAAACCGAGAGAAACAUUUCACGGUAUUCCCUGCGUGCA